AUGGGAGAAGCUCAACAACUGCCACCAGGACGGAGAGUUGAAGUUCAGUCGACAGAAGAUGUAAACAUUGACCCUAAAACUUCUUCCUUCCAAUGGCUUAGACGAUAUAGAUGGUGGCUUCAGAUGGCCAUCUAUACGCUAUUUGUCCUUGGGGGGCAGUCAACUGGCACACUCUUGGGUAGACUGUAUUACGACAAUGGCGGAAAAAGCAAUUGGAUGGCUACAUUAGUGCAAUGUGCAGGAUUUCCAGUUCUCAUCCCAUUUCUGUUCACCUCCAAUUCUAAAAAUCCAAAUGCAGAAUUUGUUACGAAGAAGCCUUCUAUAUUGAUUCUUGCUUCAAUUUAUGUUUCACUUGGAAUUUUUCUAGCAGCAGAUUGUGUGACUUACUCAAUUGGGCUGCAAUACAUUCCAGUUACAACACAUACGCUAAUUGUUGCUACUCAUUUGGGAUUCAAUGCCCUUUUCUCUUAUUUCCUCAAUGGACAGAAGUUUACUCCUUAUAUUCUCAACUCUUUAGUCCUCCUCACCAUUUCGUCGACACUUCUUGUAUUCCGAAAGGACUCUGGAGACUCAAACAAAACCUCGAAAGCAAAGUAUGCAUUAGGCUUCAUAUGCACCAUUGUUGCAGCUGCUUGUUAUGCCUUAAUUCUCUCGCUAACGCAGCUGUCCUUUCAGAAGAUCAUCAAACAAGAAACUCUAAAAGCUAUACUAAAUAUGUCGAUCUAUCAGAAUCUAGUUGCAUCACUCGUCAUUCUAAUAGGGCUUUUCGCAAGUGGAGACUGGAAGAAUUUGAACGAAGAAAUGGUCACGUUUAAAACCGGGAAAGUAUCCUAUGUUAUGAACUUGUUUUGGACAUCAGUUGCUUGGCAAGCUUUCGCUGUUGGUUCAAUAGGGUUGAUAUUCAAGGUUUCUUCAUUGUUCGCGGGUAUAAUUAGCAUAUUAGGUCUGCCUAUUGCUCCGGUUCUUGCCGUGAUUUUUCUCCAUGACAACAUGACUGGAUUAAAGGCCAUAGCUAUGGUGUUGGCUAUGUGGGGUUUUGUGUCUUAUAUGUAUCAACAUUAUCUUGAUGAUUUGAAGACAAAGACCAAAAGGACUGAGGACGAAAUUUCAGUCACUGAAAGAGGUUAA
Molecule: messenger RNA, 1128 nt
Organism: Fraxinus pennsylvanica
Lineage: Eukaryota; Viridiplantae; Streptophyta; Magnoliopsida; Lamiales; Oleaceae
Source: the annotation of a GenBank genome assembly